Messenger RNA from Elaeis guineensis (African oil palm), 447 nucleotides. Its product is annotated as putative glucan endo-1,3-beta-glucosidase GVI. The record is from RefSeq and is a predicted model, not a curated record. Gene Ontology annotation, biological process: carbohydrate metabolic process. Lineage: Eukaryota; Viridiplantae; Streptophyta; Magnoliopsida; Arecales; Arecaceae. Gene Ontology annotation, molecular function: hydrolase activity, hydrolyzing O-glycosyl compounds.
AUGACCUCGAGAGACUCACCAACGACCCAACAUUCACCAGCACCUGGGGUCCAAAACAAUGUAAUUCCCCACAUCCAGGCCGGCACUAGCUUCCACUAUAUCACCGCUGGCAAUGAGGGCAUUCCGGGCGACCUUGUCAAUUUUGUCCUCCCUGCCAUGCAAAAUCUCGACACUGCUCUCACCAAUGCCAAGCUCAACAUCCACAUCUCCACCGUCAUUGCUACUGAUGUCCUCGGCAUAUUAUUCCCACCUUCCCAAGGCGUAUUCUCUGAAGCAUCGUCCAUCGACAUGAUCAGCAUUGCAGGAUUCUUGGUGUUCAAGAAGACACCACUCUUUGUCAACAUGUACCCAUACUUUGCAUAUGCCAACCAACCAAAGGACAUGCAGCUCAACUAUGCACUCUUCAUAGCAAACGGCAUGGUGGUCGUUGACGGUUCAUUGAACUAA